Messenger RNA from Strongyloides ratti, 2478 nucleotides. Its product is annotated as Lipid-binding serum glycoprotein, C-terminal domain and Lipid-binding serum glycoprotein, N-terminal domain and Bactericidal permeability-increasing protein, alpha/beta domain-containing protein. The transcript is spliced from 3 exons. Lineage: Eukaryota; Metazoa; Nematoda; Chromadorea; Rhabditida; Strongyloididae. Bases 1 to 2478 code for a protein of 825 amino acids. Gene Ontology annotation, molecular function: lipid binding. The record is from RefSeq and is a predicted model, not a curated record.
AUGAUUUAUAUAAAUAAAAGGCUUAUUAGCCUUUUUUUGGUGGUACUUUUAUGUACAAAAGAAUUUUUAGUAUAUGGACAAUUAAGGUAUAAUGAUUAUUAUCAGGGACCUACUAUUAAAUAUAUUAUGCAUGGUAAUCAUCAAUUACCUCAAACACCUAUACAAUAUGCUGGACAUCAAGUUUUACAACAACAACAAAAUUUUGGACCACAAGUUGGUCCAAUGAUCAUGCCCCAAAGACCAAUGCAAAUGGUUCCAGGUGUAACACCUGUUUUAGAUUUUAAUCAAGUACUUCUUGGUGGUACUAGAGGAUAUCCUGGAAUGAGAGUUAGAGUUAAUUCUAGAGGUUUUCAAUAUGCUUCAUCAAUAAUAGGAAAUUUAUUAAAUGAUGAAAUUAAAAGAGCUCGUAUACCACCAAUAUCACAAUGUAUGAGAGAAGUUAGUGGAUGUAUACAAAUAUAUAAUAUUUAUGUUUCAAGAUAUAGAUGUCCACAAAGGAUAUUACUUUAUCCAGCUCCACCAAAUAGAAUAGUUAUUUCUGUUCAAAAUCUUGAUAUUGGAAUAACAGGAAAUUUAGGUGGUCAAAUUAUUGUUCUUUUACCAAUAAGAUUAAAUGGUAUCGUUCAAAUGAAUGCUCAUCAAGUUUCUAUAACAACAGAACUAGUUAUUGAAAGAUCAGUUACAGGAUCACCAUUUAUACGUGUUGCAUCAUGUAAUGUUCAGUUAGGUUAUGUUGAUGCAUAUCUUGAGAAUGCUGGUAUUAUUGGAGAUAUUGUUAAUAGUCAAUUUAGGCAAAGAGUUUCAUCACAGGUACGUCAAAUGAUACCAUCAAAAUUAUGUGGACAAUUACCACAAAUUGUUAAUGAAAAAUUAAAUGGAAAAUUGACUGGAUUACCACAAUCAUUAUCAUUAUUACAAAUAAAAGAUACUAUUAUUGGCAUGAUGUCAGCAACACCAGCUCAUUGUUCUGUACCAACAUGUCAAGGUAUCAAAAAUAUUGCUAUUAAUCAAGAAAUUGUUCCAUUACCAACUAAUAAUGUUCCUCAUACUGGGCAAUUAAAACAAUCUGCUUUAGUUCCAUCAAGUGCUACAGUAUCAAUACCAAAACCACAAUAUCCACAAAAAACUGUUCAUGCUGCUUUAUCAAGAUCAGUAAAUAAUGGAGUACCACAAAAAUUAACUAUAAGAAGUUCAGAAACAUUAAUGAAUGGUGUACCAACUAAUAGAAGAGUUUAUACUGUUUUAGAUCAACAACAACAAUUUAUACCAGCAUAUCAUCCACGAUUAACAAGAGAUGUUAACUUUAAUAUUAAUUCAGAAUCACUUUAUCAAUUAGUUAAAAAAUCAAAAUUAUUUGGUGCUGUAACAUCAAUAAUAGCAAAUAAUCCAUGUGCUGGAUGUCCUGGUGUUAAUGAUGUUGAAGAUCCAUUAACACAAGCUAGAAAAUUAAUAGAUUAUUUAGAUUGGAAUAAAGUUAGUAAUAUUGAUUUAACUCUUCAACUUCUUAAUACAUAUGCUACAACAAAUGACUUUACUAUUGAUAUAAAUGGUGAAUUUUCACCAGGUGGUCAAGGUACAACACCAUUUGGACCAUUUCCAUUACAAUUUCCAUAUCCAGUUAGUAAUAGAAUGGUUGAUGGUCUUAUAUCAGAUUUUACUCUUAAUUCAUUAUUAUAUCAUGCUCAUAGAGCUGGAUUCUUUUCUGUUAGAAUAGGGCCUGAAACACCAAAAGUAGGUAAUUUAUUAAGAACAACAUGUAGUGAUGAUGAAGAUGAAUUAGAAGAUCAUGGUGUUGAGACAGAUGAAGUUAGUUCAUUUAAAAUGAAAAUGAAAGGUGUCCGUACUCAUAUAAUAAAAAAUUUCUUUAAUAAUAGAAAAAAAAGAGCUGAUGAUGGUGGUUUAGAAGAUCUUGGUAUUUGUUUUGGUGAUAUUUUACCAGCUAUAAGAGAAAAAUAUCCAAAUAAAUUGUUAGCUGUUAAUAUUCGUACAACCAAAGCACCAGCAAUUAUCUUAUCAGCAAUGAAUGGUGGAACUGUUCAAGGGUAUCUUGAUGCUGAUGCUGAUAUAUUUAUUGAUGGUACAACUCCACCACAAAGAGUUGGUACUAUUUCUAUUUCAGCUAUUGUUGUUGCAACACUUUCCUCAUCUGGUGAUAAAGUUUUUGGUACAUUAAAAAUUAAUUCAUUAUCUCUUAAAGAUAGAGAUGGAUCACUUGGAUUACCACAAGAUGCAUUAGAUAAUUUAGGUAAUCUUGGUAAAGAAUUACUUGAAAAAGCUGGUAAUGAUAUACUUGGAAAAGGACUUAAAGUAUCAAUACCAUCAAAUACAGGACUACCAAUAGAUAUAUCAUCACCACAAAUUCAAAUAGUAGAACAUGGAUUGUAUUUGGCUGCUGAUUUUACCAUAAAUCCAGUCACUAUUCAAUCACUCGCCGGAAUGAGUGGACAUUCGGGUAGUUGUAUGAGAUAUGUCUUUUAA